UCAAUCUUCCUCAGUCUGCUCAGAAACAACUCAUAAAGACUGAGAGCGGCAGGCAGAGAGAGAGAGCCGGAGAGAGAGAGAGAAAGGAGCCGGGAGCGAUGGCCAGAAUCCUAUACCGCAGCUAACUUGUCGAGGCUUUAUUGUGUUGUCACUUGCUGGUGGUUCUGCUGGGACUGCUAACUGGGCAUUGCCAUGCCCGCGUUUGCCGUGGGCCUGCCCCGGAUUCCGAGCCGUAACAGAGCACGGUGGAUCUGCCUUUCCUGUGUGCUGUGGCCUGAAGAUCAUGAAGCUUCAAACUGUCACACCUUCAAAGCGAAGACUUUCAAGAAACUGAAGCCGUGUGCCGUCUGCAAACAGAUGAUCACUAAAGAUGGAACUGCGUGCCGUGUUUGCAAACUGACAUGUCACAGGAAGUGUGAACAGAAGGUCACAGCCUUGUGUGUCUCUCCGGUGAACUAUGAGCUGCCAUCCAGCACUAUUAUCCCACUGAACCAUGUAGAGAGGACUGGCUCCAACAGAUCGACCAAGAGCCUCCCAUCACGACACAGACCGUCCCGGAGUGUGAGCCUCUCUCAAAACAUGGAGGAGAGUUCUGACCUUGACCUGACCUACAUCACUGAGCGGAUCAUUUCGGUCUCCUACCCAGUGGGGGCAGAGGAGCAGAGUUUCCGUGCCAACCUGAGGGAGGUUGCACAGAUGCUGAUGUCUAAACAUGGCGAGAAUUAUCUUCUUUUUAACCUCUCUGAGCAACGCUAUGACAUCAGCAAACUCAACCCCAAGGUGGUGGAUUUUGGUUGGCCCGACCUCCAUGCCCCUCCACUGGACAAAAUCUGCAGCAUCUGUAAAGCCAUGGACACCUGGUUAAAUUCCGACCCUCAGCACGUGGUUGUCAUUCACAAUAAGGGAAACCGUGGUCGCACAGGAGUUGUCAUCGCUGCCUACAUGUAUUACAGCAACAUCUCGGCCAGUGCUGACCAAGCUUUGGAUCGAUUUGCCAUGAAGAAAUUCUACGAAGACAAGAUCCUUCCAGUUGGCCAGCCCUCCCAACGCAGGUAUGUGCAUUAUUUCAGUGGGCUGCUCUCUGGAACCAUCAAGAUGAACAACAAGCCUCUGUUCUUGCAUCACGUCAUCAUGCACGGAAUUCCUGACUUUGAGGCCAAAGGUGGAUGUCGGCCAUUCCUGAAGAUCUACCAAUCAAUGCAGCCUGUUUAUACGUCAGGAAUCUACAACAUUCCCGGAGAUGGACAGACUAGUAUCUGUAUAACCAUCGAGCCAGGCCUCAUGCUCAAGGGAGACAUACUGCUGAAAUGUUACCACAAAAAAUCCCAGAGCCCGAGCCGCGAAAUUGUGUUCCGUGUCCAAUUUCACACAUGUGCCAUCCAUGAUCUUGGUGUGGUUUUUGGCAAAGAUGAUCUGGAUGAUGCUUUUAAAGAUGACAGAUUCCCCGAAUAUUCCAAGGUGGAAUUCAUCUUCUCCUUUGGCCCUGAGAAAAUACAAGGGAUGGAGCACCUGGAGAAUGGCCCUAGCGUCUCUGUCGAUUAUAACACUGCUGACCCUUUGAUCCGCUGGGAUUCGUAUGAGAACUUCAACGCUCAGCGAGAGGACCAUCCAGAGGAUGUGGUGCACACCCAGGGCCCUUUGGACGGGAGUUUGUACGCCAAAGUAAAGAAGAAGGAUUCAACCGAUGGCACAGCCAAUCCAGUUACUGCCAACGGUAUUCCCUUACCGGGGGUGCCCAACCACAUUGAGCACACCCUCUCGGUGAGCAGUGAUUCAGGUAACUCCACCGCCUCUACCAAAACCGACAAGACUGACGAACCACCUGCCGCCAGUGUCCAGGGCAUCACGCCAGAGGAGCGGAGAGAACUUGCUCACCUGCUGAGUGGUUUCGGGCUGGACGGUGAGGUGCCCAUGCACACCCGGGCCGCUGGGCUGGCCGUCUCCACUGCGGCGCGCCACGUGCUGGUGCCUGCCCAGGUCCACGUCAACGGAGACCUGCCAUUGGCCAGUGCUGAGCGGGAAACAGACAUUCUGGACGAUGACCUGCCCAACCAUGACCUGAACAGUAUUGACAGCGUGGGGACCCUCUCUUCCUUUGACGGUGCCUACCCUUCAGCCACGGGGGAGGCAAACUACCGCGAGUCUCCCCCCAUGGACCGGACCGCGCUCGUGUCCAACGGUCCACCAUUAGGUUACACCAACAAACUUCAGCGAGGGGGUUACGGUGAGCCAGAGCUGGUGGAGUCGGGUUACACCAAGAACAUCCCAAGGAGCAGCAGCCUCAUACAGACCAACCAAACCCCAUCCCCGAGGGGUCACUUGGUUCCUGUCAUCUCCAGCCCUCAGCCAGUCACUUACACAAUGCCAAGCUGUGUCCAGCAACCUCAGACUGCCAUUGUUCAACCGUCCUACCCAACCGCACCGAACGCCAUGUACCGCUCGCAAUCAUUCAGUGCGCCUGACAGCUCCAGGCAUGAUCCAGUGCCCCAGACGCCAAUGCGCAGUACCAGCAGCAGAGACGCUGUGCAAAGAGGCCUGAGCAGCUGGCAGCAGCCGGACAGCUGGUCACCACCAUACCCACAGGCCAACGGACUACCUGACGGACCCAGUGGCGCUUUGAGAACCCAGAGCCCACAGCACAGCAGUUCCGAACCCACUCUGCAAAGCCAUAACAUCCCAGAGUUCCCAAGGAUGGCCUCUCAGCAGGAGAUUGAACAGUCCAUUGAGGCCCUCAACAUCCUCAUGCUAGACCUCGACCCUUCCUUGUCUCACGCACAAAGGUUUCAGAAUAAGCCUGCUCCACAUCUCCAUCCCCCUGACCAUCGGGACAGCACCCAGACAUCCUCCAACACUGCUAUAUCUGCUAAUCUGCAUACGCCAACCCAACCAUUGGCACGCACGGCUGACCUAACUUAUCAGGGCUCACCAGGACAAGAUCAGAGACACGUGGACAAUGGCCCACAGAGUGCCUUCCCCCCUCAAGAGCAACAGUAUAACCCUGGCAGUGCCUAUUACCCAAACUAUGGCCACCUCAGCCAGCCGACACAGCCAGCUAGCACCACAGUCACAAGCUAUGGCCGAGGUCUCAGCACCAAAUCAUCAUCUCUGGAUCCAUCAUUCACUCCUUACAGUGGACCCACUUCCCCAUCCUACUCCAUGCCACAGGCUCCAGUCAAGUCUGCCAGCUUUGAUGGCAUCGCGAGGAUGCCUGAGGAAGAACAUUAUAACCUGGAGGGACUGGUGGCUCAGCGGGUGGCAGAAUACAACGCUCGGAUCCAGGGAAUUAACCACAACAUCAGCCUUUCUCCAUCUUACCAGCGUCAGAGAUCUCACACUUUCUCUGGAAUACGGUCCCGGGCCACAAGCCCUGAGGGGAUGGGGCCUAGCGCGAGACGCAGAACAGCCAGCGAGGGACAGUAUGAGAACGGUGGAGAGAGUGGCCCCCAGAGCCCGACCGUGCGUUCCCCAGUCCGCUGCGUCUCCCCCGAACUUGCCAGCUCCAUUGCUGCGAACCCAGGAGGACACCCCCGCGAGCCAAACAUGCACAGCUACAGAGAAGCUUUCGAGGAAAUGGAUGGAGCACCAAUCAGCCCCACCAGUGGAGCUGCCCGCUCCCCCCCAGGACUAGCCAAGACCCCACUCUCUGCCCUGGGCCUGAAACCGCACAAUCCAGCUGAUGUACUUCUCCAGUCGGCUGCUCUUGGACAAGAGCCCAGGAGUUACGUGGAGUCUGUGGUGAGGACAGCAGCUGUCGGGGCAAGAGAUCUGCGGGCUCCUUCUCCGCCAUCGCAGAGCUAUACAGUGGAAGCCCCGAGCGGCAGCGUACCCUGUGACACAUCGUUCACAUCCCACAGCCCCAUUUCAAGCAGUAGCCCCUUUGCCGGCAUGGAGAGCUCCUUCAUCGUCAACUCUUCACCAGGAGAUACCAAUGGACAUGGAGUCAGUACAGCCCACCCAUCUCUGGAUUCUAGUUUGAGAUCGGCCAGUUUUUCCCAGCCAUCCUACACAGAGAGUAGCUAUUUUAACAACAGCCCAUCUAACCAGUCUGCCCUAGGAACAGGCAGCUCCUCAGGAAGCUUUGUGAUGGCACCAGAGUCUUCCCUAAGCCCAGGAGCACCUCCUCAGGACAGGGCAGCAACUCUGAGCUCCCAGCCCCUACACAGGACAGUAGCCACCAACACCCCACCAAGCCCAUCCCUAGGCAGGAGGAUAAUGAGUCCCGGAGCUCCGGGAAGUCCGGGAAUGACCAGGCACCAAGGGAGUGCUCACGGAGUUGGACCUGGCACCUCCAGUAGCCCCAUCCUGUCCCGAUAUCCAGGUAUUCUCAGUGCUAGUGCCCCUGUCACUCCCAGCAGUCCCAUCACAGAGCCAUAUGGAUUCUCGAGUCCGACAGCACAGCUGGAUCAGCAGUAUCCCACCCUGUCAUACCAGGCCAGCUCUACAGGAUACAUCUCACCAGGAACGCCAGCAUUCCCCGUCUCACCAGCCUACUAUAACUCCAGCAGCCCGGUGCCAGCUUCCGCCCCUAGCCACACAGUGCCCAGUGGCUCCUCACCUUCUCGAAGCUACAUGGCCGUUGGCCCCCAGCCUGCUCUGCCAGAGAAGAGGAGAAUGUCGAGUGGGGACCAUGGUCACAGUACGGCUAACUAUGCCACUGUCAAUGGCAAGACCACCACGAAUGUGCCGAGCGGGAGCACGAGUCACACCGUUGGGAGCACACCGAGCGUAGCCUUUUCACACACUCUUCCCGACUUCUCCAAACUCUCACUGCACGAUGGUAGCCCUGAAACAAGAGCGCACGUCAAGUUCGUUCAGGACACGUCAAAGUACUGGUACAAACCAGAUAUCUCCCGAGAGCAAGCGAUUGGCCUGCUCAGAGACCGUGACCCUGGCGCCUUCAUCAUCCGGGACAGCCAUUCAUUCCGCGGGGCAUACGGCCUGGCGAUUAAAGUCUCCACGCCCCCCCCGACCAUCGCCCAGCAAAGUAAGAAAGGUGAUGUCACCAAUGAGCUGGUGCGACAUUUCCUCAUUGAGACCAGUGCGAAGGGGGUAAAGCUGAAGGGCUGUCCCAAUGAACCAUACUUCGGGAGUUUGUCUGCUCUGGUUUAUCAACAUUCGAUAACUCCACUAGCCCUGCCCUGCAAACUUGUAAUCCCGAACCAUGAUCCAGUGGAUAAAACCCCUGAACCAGCUGUGUCAUCAAACUCUCCAUCAGAGCUGCUGAAACAGGGUGCAGCAUGUAACGUGCUGUUUGUGAAUUCCGUGGACAUGGAGUCACUGACCGGGCCCCAGGCCAUUACCAAGGCCAUCUCGGAGACGCUGGGAGCCCCCGCGCAGCCAGUCGCUACAGUCGUCCAUUUCAAAGUGUCCUCUCAGGGAAUCACCCUGACUGACAACCAGAGGAAGCUAUUCUUCCGCCGUCACUAUCCCAUCAGCAGUGUUACAUUCUGUGACCUCGACCCCCAAGAGAGAAGGUGGACAAAGACUGAUGGAGGGGCCUCAAAGUUGUUUGGAUUUGUCGCCCGGAAACAGGGAAGUGUCACGGAUAAUGUGUGUCACCUCUUCGCCGAGAUGGACUCCAACCAACCUGCAACAGCCAUUGUUAACUUUGUCUCGAAGGUCAUGAUUGGCUGCCAGAAGAGAUGAGCCUGACACUUUCGCUUCCUUUCAGAAAUACGAAAGAACACAGAAACAAUUGUAUGGGCAAGGAGAGGAGAAGGACUUGGAAAGGAGAGGGUGUCAGCGGAAGUGACAGAUGGCGAUGGGCUUUG
Molecule: messenger RNA, 5771 nt
Organism: Stegostoma tigrinum
Lineage: Eukaryota; Metazoa; Chordata; Chondrichthyes; Orectolobiformes; Stegostomatidae
Gene: tns1b
Product: tensin 1b
Exons: 33
Coding region: 193-5646 (1817 amino acids)
Biological process (GO): fibroblast migration
Molecular function (GO): protein binding
Source: RefSeq, a predicted model, not a curated record